Aegilops tauschii subsp. strangulata is the source of this 600-nucleotide messenger RNA. The record is from RefSeq and is a predicted model, not a curated record. NCBI's taxonomy places the organism in Eukaryota, Viridiplantae, Streptophyta, Magnoliopsida, Poales, Poaceae.
AUGGGGGGCCGUGGCGGGGCGCGGCCACGCAGAGGCGGGCGCGGCGACGGGACGGCGUGGGGCGCGGCAAGGCGCGGGAGGCCGAGCCCGGGGUGGAGACAGGCACGGCAACCCGGGACGGAGUCGGCGAGGUCGGGGGAGGCGCAGAUGCACGCGGGCGAGCAGGGGGGCGAGGCGAUGGUGGCCUCGCUUGGUAGCGACAGGGGCAAGGCGCAGCGAGGCGGGGCUCAGGUGCGCGUGUGCGGCAGCAGGCGGGCGCGAGGCGCUGCGACGACGAGUGCGGGAGGCGGGCGAGCAGAGCAGCGGCAGUGGGUGCGGGCCAGCAGCGGGGCGCCGGGCCUGGAUGCGCGGGGUGCGUGGUCAAGCUCGGCGAGCGCGUGCACGCGCGGGAGAGAGGGGGAGGAGAGGGAGAGCUCACGGGGGAGAGGGCGCGGCCACGGCGCGUGUGGAGGCACGCCGGGCGGGGUGACGCGCGGCCCGGGCGGGGUGACGCGCGGCCCGGGCGGGGUGACGCGCGGCCAGGGCGCGGGCCGAACGCAGGGAGCGCGGCGAUGCAAGGGAGGGGAUGAGCACGGGCCGAGGGCCUCACCGUGGGCGUAG